This is a messenger RNA of Strongylus vulgaris, 747 nucleotides long. The record is from the annotation of a GenBank genome assembly. Lineage: Eukaryota; Metazoa; Nematoda; Chromadorea; Rhabditida; Strongylidae.
AUGUCCAGCAAAGGAACGAUUGAACGACCGCCAAUGAUUAGGAGUUCGUAUGCUUUCAUUAACCUCGUGAAAGCAAUGUGUGGCGUGGGUGUCUUUGCGCUGCCGGUAGCAUUCCAACAAUCUGGUCUGUGGACUGGGGUGCUGCUAACAUUCGGUCUUGGUUUUGUUAAUGCUCAUACUAUGGUGAAAAUUGUGAGAUGCUCACAGUAUCUCAGCAGAAUAAAACGGGACAAGGGAAGGACUGUUGAGCCUCUGGCGACCCUAACAAGGAGAACAGAUCCUUCUAAGUUGAGUAGCUUGGCAGUAUUUAUGCAUCUGUUGGCAGUGAAUGCAUGCAUAAUGGGCCUUCAAGUCGGAAUCUGCAGUGCAUACUAUAUCUUCGUCGUUGAUCAUUCAAAGGAGGUUAUUGAUUACACUUUCUCAUUGGAUAUUCGGCGUCAUCUAUUAUUUUUUGGAAUUCUGCCUUUUUUCAUCCUUUUGGCUACCGUGCGUAGUCUGGUCAUAUUAUCAUGGAUCGGUCUUGCUGGAAACGUACUAGUUACAGCUGCUGUUAUCAAUAUUAAUGUGGCAUUAGCAAUGGAAAAUAGAAUGAGGCAACCGCAAGAUAUGCUAGGACCUUUUGGGGUUAUUUCAACAUCAGCCCUUUUCGUGUCGGUUUUGUACGCUGCAACUGGUUUUUUGGGUUUUGCCACUUAUGGCGAACGUUUGAAGGGCAGCAUCACGCUCAACCUUACAAAUUCUCCGUGA